Molecule: messenger RNA, 1638 nt
Organism: Ogataea haglerorum
Lineage: Eukaryota; Fungi; Ascomycota; Pichiomycetes; Pichiales; Pichiaceae
Exons: 1
Coding region: 1-1638 (545 amino acids)
Biological process (GO): basic amino acid transport; transmembrane transport
Cellular component (GO): fungal-type vacuole membrane
Molecular function (GO): basic amino acid transmembrane transporter activity
Source: RefSeq, a predicted model, not a curated record
AUGCAGCUUCCCCAAAAAUCUACAGAGCAGUCGCCGCUGCUUCCGCAGCCGGCCCCAGCAAGCCCACCGCUUCCAGCAAACUUGCCGCUCAUCAUUGUGUCUCUGUGGACCGGCUCGUUUCUCUCGGCAGCCGACUCCACCAUCGUGUCGACCACGGCCAACACCAUUGCCUCGCUGCUUCACGACUCCAAUAAACUCGCCUGGAUCGGCACGAGCUACCUGCUGACGAAUGCGAUUUUCCAGCCGCUGAUGGGAAAAAUCAGCGAGGUGUUCGGCCGCAAAUCGAGUCUCCUGUUCGCGCAGUUCUGGUUUGGAUUGGGCUGUCUGCUGUGUGCCUGCUCGCGGUCGGUGACUCAAUUUGCUGUUGCGCGGGCAUUGGCGGGAAUCGGCGGCGGCGGCAUUUCUGCCCUGAGCUCCAUCGUCGUCACCGACGUCGUUCCGCUCAGAAUGCGCGGCAUGUACCAGGGGUACGCGAACCUCGUGUACGGCCUAGGACAAUUUGUUGGUCCUAUCAUUGGCGGUAUUUGUUUGGGACUGGACCCCCAGAACGGCUGGAGAUGGAUGUUUGGCUGUCAGGUGCCGCUCGUGGUUCUUGCCGCUUGCCUGGUCGCCACCAAUGUGCACGAGUACAUUGACGACGCAGAGGAACGCAUGCGGGAACGCUUCAGCAAGGAAAACUUUGCCAAGAUCGACCUGGCCGGCUCGCUGACCCUGGCGUUGCUCAUUGCAAGCGUGCUUCUCCUGUUCUCGUCGACCACCCGCGCCGAGGGGCUCACCUACGUGGCCAGUGCCGCUGUCUCCGGCGUGCUAUUUUACCUGGUGGAGUCGAGACUUGCUUCAGAGCACAUCAUCCCGCCCUUCGCUUUCCAAGGAGUUUUGCGCCUGGGCGCGCUCACGGCAAUGUUUGGAACCAUGACGCUGUACGGAAUCAACUUCAUCCUGCCUAUCUAUCUGCAGACCGUCCACGGUCUCGACUCGCUGCAGCUGGGGCUGUUUAACGGCUUUGGCGUGUUUUUCGUCUCGUUUGGCUCGCUGUUUUCGGGUUGGCUGCUGAAACAGGACGACAACGCGAAGGACGACUACGUUGUCUCGAAAUCCAUCCGCACGUCGAUUUGGGGGUUCCUGGCCGUGUUUUCGGGCUCGCUCCUGUCGCUCGGCGUUUGCCUGACGGCGAAGCCAGCGUUUGCGCCAGAAGACCGCAACUGGUGGCAGAUCGCGCUGCUUGCCGCGGGCUUCUCCUUAGCUGGUUUUGGGUACGGCAUGUACCUGGUGAGUCUGCUGAUCAUGGUGGUGGGCAAAGUCGGCCUCAAACACCAGGCCUCCGUCACCGGGAUGAACUAUCUGUUCCGGUCGAUCGGCUCCGUUUCUGGAGCAGGAAUCACCCUGAACGUCUACAGCACGGUCCUCAGCAAAGAACUAUGGCACUACUUCAUCAAGAAGAACAAACCAGACGGCGAGAAAAUAUACAGAACGCUCAUGGAGAACUUCUUUUAUGUGCGCAACGGCCUGGACCCAAAAUACGCCACUAAAGUGCUGAAAAUAUACCGCGAGGCCGUGGGCGAUUCGCUCAUGAUGGUGUUUGUCUUCGCCACAAUGGCCCUCACGGCGAGCGUCUCGCUCAAGCUGUAUAAAAAUUAA